AUGGCACAUUUUGAGCAGUUUCACUGUGACUUUUACCAGUCCAAUUACAACAUAGAUGAUCAGGAAAAUUACAGCACUUGUGACUCUAGUGAAAAUCUGAAUGGAAAUAAAAAGAGCCAGACAGGACACAGACCUCUGGCUGGUGCUUUUGUCCCCUCAGAAAUGCUGUUGCCAUCUCAGAGUUACACGGGUCAGAUUUUACAGCCAACAGUUCUAUACAGUUCCAACACUCUCUCUCAUCUUAGCUACAAUGAUGUUUUUGAUGAGGAACCUCCUUUGCUAGAAGAACUCGGGAUAAAUUUUGAGCACAUAUGGCAAAAAACUUUAACAGUUCUAAAUCCAAUGAAACCUGCAGAUGGCAGCAUUAUGAAUGAGACGGACCUCACUGGACCUGUGGUUUUCUGUUUGGCCCUUGGAGCAACGUUGCUGCUGGCAGGAAAAGUUCACUUUGGCUAUGUGUAUGGAGUGAGUGUCACUGGGUGCCUUGCUAUGCAUGCCCUGUUGAACCUGAUGAGCAUCCCAGGAGUCUCACAUGGCUGUGUUGCAAGUGUUUUGGGCUACUGCCUGCUGCCCAUGGUGAUCCUGUCCUCUUCUGCAGCCAUCUUCUCGCUACAUGGGAUCCUGGGAACUUUGCUAGCUCUGUUUGUUAUUGGAUGGUGCAGUUUGUCAGCCUCCAAAAUUUUUACCUCUGCCUUGGCCAUGGAAGGACAACAACUCCUUAUUGCGUACCCGUGUGCUUUGCUGUAUGGACUCUUUGCACUUCUGGCGGUUUUCUGAAACAUACUUCCUGGUAGCCUUAUUACAGUCUGUUUAUGUUUGUUGGAGGGAUAGGAGGUUAUUUACUCAUUUUUAGAUUGUGCAGAAUUGCAUUAAGUUCCAUUAACAAAAUUAGAUUAUGCAACUUACCUUUUAUUUGCUUAAUGGCUGAUAAUAAAAUUAAAAAAAAGGAAAC
Molecule: messenger RNA, 952 nt
Organism: Phasianus colchicus (ring-necked pheasant)
Lineage: Eukaryota; Metazoa; Chordata; Aves; Galliformes; Phasianidae
Gene: YIPF7
Product: Yip1 domain family member 7
Biological process (GO): vesicle fusion with Golgi apparatus; endoplasmic reticulum to Golgi vesicle-mediated transport
Cellular component (GO): trans-Golgi network
Source: RefSeq, a predicted model, not a curated record